Messenger RNA from Saccharomyces paradoxus, 1971 nucleotides. RefSeq names its product putative serine/threonine protein kinase PTK1 (gene PTK1). Gene Ontology annotation, biological process: protein phosphorylation; intracellular signal transduction. Gene Ontology annotation, molecular function: ATP binding; protein serine/threonine kinase activity. The transcript has a single exon. The coding region runs from base 1 to 1971 and encodes 656 amino acids. The record is from RefSeq and is a predicted model, not a curated record. Gene Ontology annotation, cellular component: nucleus. Lineage: Eukaryota; Fungi; Ascomycota; Saccharomycetes; Saccharomycetales; Saccharomycetaceae.
AUGACAGCCUCACACAAUCAUUCCACGAAGAUAUCCCAACAACCAAUCUCUUCAGUAUCAGCAUUUAAGUUCUUCGGCAAGAAGCUGUUAAGUUCUAAUCAUGGGAGCAAAUUGAAGAAAAAGGCGUCUCUACCUCCUAAUUUCCACUCUGCAAGCACCAACGACAGCCAGUCCUCCAGCUCAAAACUGCCAAGCUCGUUGAAAACCUCCCGUCGCGCAAACUCAUUUGUUCACACGACCAACAACAAGAGCACUUCAUCUCCUGCUUCAGCCAAGAUCCUACGCCCGGGCGGCUCCAGCACGUCCAUCUCAAGAGGGAACAGGCAUUCAUCUACUUCUCGUAAUGCCUCAAACUCCAAGUUCAGUAGCGAACGAUUGGUGUACAACCCAUACGGCGUCUCAACUCCAAGCACGUCACUGUCGUCCGUCUCCACCUCCAUGAAGAAGGACCCUGAUUUGGGCUUUUACCUUCACGAUGGGGAUUCUAAAAUACGCAUGCUACCGAUCCCAAUCGUUGACCCAAAUGAGUAUUUACCCGACGAGAUAAAGGAGGCGAGCGUUCAGUUGAGCGAUAACUUCGUCUUUGAUGAUGAGAACAAGACCAUCGGAUGGGGUGGUUCGUGCGAAGUGCGCAAGAUCCGCUCCAAGUACCGCAAGAAGGACGUAUUUGCUCUAAAGAAGCUCAAUAUGAUCUACAAUGAAACGCCCGAAAAGUUCUACAAGCGCUGUUCAAAGGAGUUCAUCAUCGCAAAGCAGCUAAGUCAUAAUGUCCACAUCACAAAUACCUUCCUUCUGGUAAAAGUACCCACCACUGUCUACACCACUCGUGGAUGGGGGUUCGUCAUGGAGCUGGGCCUACGAGAUUUGUUUGCGAUGAUCCAAAAAUCUGGUUGGCGCAGCGUCGCCCUAGCAGAAAAGUUUUGUAUAUUCAAGCAGGUGGCGUGUGGCGUUAAAUUUUGCCACGACCAAGGCAUCGCCCAUCGCGAUUUAAAACCGGAGAAUGUGCUGUUAUCCCCGGAGGGUGUGUGCAAGCUGACAGAUUUCGGUAUCUCUGACUGGUACCACACAGAUCCACACGACUUGUCUAGCCCCGUUAAGAAGUGCGCGGGAAUGAUCGGAUCACCGCCGUACGCUCCCCCGGAGGUAAUGUAUUACGACUCUAAAAAGCACUACGAUGCGGAAUUACAACAGCCGUACGACCCACGGGCACUAGAUUGCUAUGGCUUGGGUAUUAUCCUCAUGACUCUCGUUAACAACGUCAUUCCAUUCUUAGAGUCCUGCAGCUUUGACACUGGUUUUCGGGAUUACUGUGACGCCUAUGAAAAUUUUACCCGUCUUCACGACCGCGCAUUCCGCGAUCGCGGCAAUUAUCGCCCGGGGCCAGGAAUGGAGUAUCAUUUGGCUAGAAACUUCAAGAAUGGUCAUGCAUCGCGCGUAGCAUGGCGACUAGCCGACCCAGAAGCCGUCACUCGCUAUACAAUGGACGACCUGUUCGAAGACCCGUGGUUCCAAGGCAUUCAAACAUGUGUGGAUGCCGAUGACAAGUACGUGUGUAAGAAGCCCGUUAUCAAGACAACUACAUAUGAGAAUCCGCGGGGCUUCCAUAUUGCUACAGACGUUGCUGCGACCACACCCACCUCAAAUCCAUUUCUUAAGAGCCGUGUUCCUAUCAGGUCGAUGGUCGAUAUAGCCGCCCAUCCUUCCCCAACGGCAGCGGUUGCAGCCCCGCCGCCUCCUCCAGCGCACUCUUGUGCCAACGGUGAGGCCCUCUUCACACUUAGAGAAACCCCACCGCCCCAGCUAGCAACCCUCACGCUCAGCGAGGAACCUCCCGCAACUGCCGCAACUCCCGUCCACGGCCACGCUCGGGCGAACACCCCGCACCGAGUUGUACAUCACCAUCUAAACAUCGUCAAUAGCAUGGUUCAUAGUUCUAGCGCGGCCUCUUCUCAAGUUCCUGCUUCAACUUGA